This is a messenger RNA of Ceratitis capitata (Mediterranean fruit fly), 5387 nucleotides long. It is a transcript of the gene fid, whose product is annotated as probable serine/threonine-protein kinase nek3. The transcript is spliced from 5 exons. Bases 233 to 4759 code for a protein of 1508 amino acids. Lineage: Eukaryota; Metazoa; Arthropoda; Insecta; Diptera; Tephritidae. Gene Ontology annotation, molecular function: S-adenosylmethionine-dependent methyltransferase activity; tRNA binding. Gene Ontology annotation, biological process: tRNA wobble uridine modification. The record is from RefSeq and is a predicted model, not a curated record. Gene Ontology annotation, cellular component: cytoplasm; nucleus.
CUAAGACACAGUUAAAAAUCAAAGAGGGUACAUGCAGUGGUCUAAAAGAAAUUUUCUAUACAAGAAAAUGUAAGAAAAUCACAGCUUCCGUUGAAAAACAUGGAAUUCGAGUUGAUUUUCAGUUAGUGAAUACAGUGAAAAAUGAUUGAGAUCUGAGGUCCACCUGCCUCUGUGAUGGUAUAUAUCAAAUUUGGAGCCGCCUAGCACAAAGAAAUAUACGAAAGCAUUUUGAAUGUUCACCAGCUGCUUAGCAAUCGCCUCAACCACAGACAACUCCAAGCGCUCAAGCGAUGUUUCGGCCACCUUUAAUGGAAACUUAAAUGAUACAAUUUUCCCUACAGAGUUCGGGCAGUCAUUGGAUAUAAAGACAAACACAUUUAAAGGAGCAUCGAUGACAAAACAACUAACCAACAGUUCUCCAACGAAACCCGAUCUAAUCGCCAGCACCCUUUUCAUAUCGCCCGUUGCACCGCCUGUUACUACUACCAAUGACAUAUCGCCACGUAAUCAAACCGAAUUAGGUGCUGCUGAGGGCGAAGGCUGUAAUAAUGGAAAACUAUUACAAAAGUCUAAUAGCAAUUGCAUCCCUGUGUUGCCAAAUUCGCUUGCCGUCAAUAGCUUGGCCUCGAUAAAGUGUGUUAAUGAUGCGGCGCCUACAGUGAAAUCGGGAGGCGAUUCGAGUGGACGAUCGGCGGCGCUUGAGCGUGCUUACGUUCACGACGUUUACGAGCAUUGUGAAGAGCCAACAGGACCGAUUCGACCACGUAUAGCACAGUUUCUGAAUAAUUUAGAGCCUGGCGCUGUGGUCUGUGAUGUAGGCUGUGGCAAUGGACGUUAUCUUGCGCAUGGCAAUCCUACCAUUUGUACAGUGGGCGUGGAUCGUUGUUAUCGUUUGAGCAAAGUCGCACGCGAAAAAGGCGGAGAGGUCUUACUUUGUGAUAACUUGGAACUGCCAUUUCGUGAUGAUUCAUUUGAUGCGGUUCUUUCGUUGGCCGUUGUUCAUCAUUUCGCCACUACCGAGCGUCGUGUGAAUGCUCUUCAAGAGCUGGCGCGUGUUUUGCGUAUUGGGGGUCGCGUCAUUAUAACAGUGUGGGCACUUGAGCAGAGACAUCGACGAUUUGAGUCGCAGGAUGUGCUCAUACCAUGGCAGCCACCUAAAAUACGCACCAUGAGCUGUUCGGAUGAAGAAGAUGACGACAGUUUCCUACCGCCGUAUCACGCGUACACAGAAGACUCAACAAAUUCGAGCAGAUCCGCUGGCGAUGGCGACAGCUCGAGUUUAUCCUCAUCGUCGCCGGGUGAGUCGUGUUACAGUUUUGUGCGGCGGGCCAUUCAAAAACUUGCGGGUGGUCGAAGGCAUCCUUGGUUUUUGGACUCGUGGACUUCUAAAGAAACCAAAAAUGAUAGCAGCCUUGACUACGAAGAUGUGAAAGAUUUGCCUAUUGAACUUCGCCGUCUCGAGGAUUUCGAGGACUUUCACGAGCCACCACUUUCUGCUGGAUUGAAAUCGCGCAGUCUUGGUAGUAUUCUUAAUCCGCCACCUCGUCAAAUCGUACGCUCUCGCUCCAGUGUGCCAAGUUUGGGUGGCAACGUACUGCAUUUGGAUGCGAGCUACAAGGCAGCAUUACCAGAUCCACCUUACACUACGCAACACGCCCAUCAUGCAGUUGAUAACUCUAAUGGACCGUCUGUCGUUGCCACCAAAAACAAUGUUUCUCCAACUAAAUCCAAUAAUGUUCCGAAUGCGCGUAGCUUAAAUAGUGGCUCUUCGUUGGGACGUCGCCCGAAAUUGAUAAAACAAAAACAAUCACUUUGUGAUGAUGAAUGCCAACUGCCAGAAAAUCCAUUUCAAGUCAUAAGCACUUACAAUAGUAAUAACAACAAUGUCAGCAGCAAUUUGUAUUUACGUAACGGACAUUACUACAAUAGCAACAAUAACAAAUCACAAAUGGUUGGAAAAGUAAUGAACACGCACAAUAUGCAGAAUCAAACAACUCUAACCGCCCGCCAAAUGAUGCAGGCAAAUAUAUUUCUACGUAAACAGAGUUCCCUUAACGAGGAGCUCAUGGCUGUUAACCGACUCCGAGAGAAGGAGAGAGUUCGCAAGCGCAUUCAAAAGCAGACGUCAUUGAAUGAGGCCUUCCUUUGCCGAUCCGCAAUCUUUUCGAAGAAACUUCAUGUCAUACGAGAGAACUUCACGAAGAAGAUGAAAACAUCAACAGGCAGCUUCGAGCGGGUCACAAAAACUGGAAUAAACAAGUUGGUCCAAAACCUUACGGCCUACAUAGCACCGGGGACCUUGAACACAGAUCUAGCCGAGAAAACAAUUCCAGAGACAAUGGAAAGUAAUACAGCCGCAACCCCUUCGGGCGUAGCCAAGUGCAGCAAGUACCACCAUCAUCAUCAUCACCAUUACUAUGUGCAACAGCAAAAGUCCUUGAAUCUCCAAAACUAUCAACGUCAACAAGGUGCGUCCACCAAUUCCAUCGAGGCUGGUCCACAUAGUUUACAAAAACAAUUAUCACUUGGCAACGGUACAACAACAGGCAACAAAUACGCUGGUCCAGUCACGUAUUGUAACAGCGCAGAUUGCAGCACCACUUCAGCCUGCUAUUGCAGCACCUAUCACUACACAGGUUGCAACACAUUUUGCACAACCGGUGACUGCAGCGAAAUAAAAGAGGAAAACGCACGCAGACACUCAAAAGAGUCCGGCUCAGAUUCUUCCAAAGACAGCAGCUUGCAAUCGGACACAAGCGUAGAGUCUGAAGAUAGUUUCGCCUCAGUUAUUUUCAUACCAAAGCCGGAACAGCAUCAGCAGCAGCUCAACUACCAGCAACAACAUCAAAAUUCAAAUUCAAGUUCGAGCAACUCGUCCUCAAGCAAUGGUGGCGGUAGUGCGAAUGGCGGGGAAUGCCAUGCUUACGGCAGUUGUUGCCAACACAAAAAUGCCACAUGCCAAAAGCACACCAACGGCAACCCCACUAGCUGUCUCACGUGUCUAAAACAUCAGCAACAUUCGCAAAAUCAAAAAUUACCCUCUGUGCCUACAUCACCAUUGAUUAUGCCAUGCCCACCCACGCCCGCACAUUCGCCCGCUGCCAUACAAGCUGUCGUUACAUCGCCUCCUCAAACCGUGGCGGCUGUGACUGCCGCCAUGGCCAUGCUUACUCCGCCAACAAGCCUUCUAAAUGAAGGCUUACAAAGUCAAAAGGCCGAAGUCAGCGCUAAAAUUAAUACGGAAGCCGGAAAUAAUCGCUUUAGUUUCGAUGAAGCACACAUUAAGCAGCACGAAAGUGGCAAGAAGCCAGAAGAGAGAGGAGUAGGAAAAGUCGGCAUGGAAAUGAAAAUUACUCGCCAAAUUGUUAAGAACCUCCCGCCCAUACCUAAAUUUCGGAAGCAACAGUCAUUGCAAGCAAUACGCCAGACCUUUCCCAUCGUACGGCGUUCCUCGGGCACAGCCUCCACAAGCAUACCUGGCAUGCCAAAGCUCAUGUCCUUAGAACUCUUCAAUCCGGCCACUGAUGAUCUAGACAGCGACUCCAGUGAGGCAUCUACACCCAAUUCAAUUGAUAGCGUCAUUAGCACGGGAAAAUCCAGUGGAAACACAAUUACCAUGGAACAAAAGGUAAACGAAAAGAGUUCACCGAAUGCCGAGCAAAGCGGCGACUUGUUGUGUGCUGAUGACACAGACAGCGGUCAAGUUAAUAGAACAAGGAAUCAGCCGCACUGUGAUACCCAACUGAAUGGUGCCAUUCCGCAUAAUAUUUUCUUAAAUGAAGAAGAUAGUUGCCCCUUGCCAUCGCUUCAGAGUAAUACGAAUACAAAUGCACAACUACCACUGCGAAAGGAGCACGAUUUUGUUGAAUUUGCGGAGCAACUCAACGUGCAGUUGUUACGUAAGAUUGAGGACAAAAAUUGUGCUGACGAAUACUUAAGCUUGGAAGCUAGGAGCGAGUUGACCGAUACCUUAGACGCACAUAUUGGCGUAACGGGAGAAUUGCAAAACAAGAAACGGAACAACGAGUUACGAGACUUGUCGGCGAUCCGCGAGGAGUUGCGCGAGCGCCGUUUAAUGCUGGCAAAUCUUUCAACACAGCCUAGCUUACAGCAAUCCCCAUCCUCCUCGACUUCAUCAUUGUCCUCGCAAACACGUAGCUUCACCAUACACGAGGAAAACGAAGAAGAAAGCGAUGAACGGAGUUAUUCUCUGCAGCUGUACGAGAACUGUAAAAUAUCUAAAAUUAAUUACAAACGGAACCGGCCGUACAAUUUGAAUCCCGAGACAGCGUAUUUAUUGCAAGAAGAUGGAGAUAUCUUCGAAGAAGAAGAGGAGGAGGCAGAACACGAUAACAUGUGCAAUCAUCCAUUGCAAAAUCACGAUCAAAUAAAGGUUGGCGCCGAAAACGGAGCGCAAUUGUCUGUGACAGCAACCAGAUGCGACUCAAUUGAACGGACAGCUGAAACGGAGCAAACUAAUCAAGUUAAAGGUGAGCAUAAAGCGCAGAAUAAGCAAGCAUCGCUCGAAAAUCGACAAUCAACAGAAUCGUGGGGUAAUUCGAACAGCUCAACUGGCUCGUUGGAAAGUCCCUCACAAGGAGGCUCCACAACGCGCCACCGAUACUACCACGUGUUUCGCGAAGGAGAGCUUGAUGCCUUGAUCAACCAUCAUGUGAAUAGUCUACAUAUAGUCUCGUCAUACUACGAGCGCGCUAGUUGGUGUGUAGUUGCUGAAAAAGUUCAAGUUUGGACUAUAUAAAUAAUCUCUUCAUGACUGCCCUAAAUCUUUAAUUAAACAACGGUAUAAGAAAGGCUAAUUAAAAUAACAAAAACAAUAUAUAUCAUAUGAAUAUAUAUAUGUAUUAAUAAUUACUAGCUAAAACGAACCUCGACUAUUUAUCCGAAUAUAAGUACUUACACGUGUAUACAUAUACAUACACAUACAUACAUAUGAAGCAGUAAAGUUUGAAAGGAAAUGUUAGUAUAUUGCGACGGCGUCAUAGCGCAAAUUUAGCUUAAAUUCUAAUACCUGCUUACAUACAUACAUACAUACAUACAUAUAUAUGUACUUACAACAUUCUAUAUUUAUUGUUUGAGCUUACAACGAACGGAAUAUUCGCAACGAAUGCCAAUCUAACGAACUUGAACGUAUUUUAUAGGAGAUAAACACAUUCAUUACGAGAAUACAUUUACAUACAUACAUAUAUGUAUGCAAGUAUAUAAAUAGCCACUAACCACUAAUCGCAUCCCUCGCAUACAAAGUUAUAGCAAAUAUUAAUAUGUGCAUAUACACGCGUGUAUGCCUUCCUCUUUCAUGCUUUUCUUAAGCGCCGCUGCUCAUACUAAUAAUAGAAUAUAUACAUACAUACAUAUUUACGUACGCAUUG